Alnus glutinosa is the source of this 1597-nucleotide messenger RNA. RefSeq lists its product as uncharacterized. The record is from RefSeq and is a predicted model, not a curated record. NCBI's taxonomy places the organism in Eukaryota, Viridiplantae, Streptophyta, Magnoliopsida, Fagales, Betulaceae. The coding region runs from base 87 to 977 and encodes 296 amino acids. The transcript is spliced from 2 exons.
UGAUUAUCGCUCUGAGCUUAAACAGAGAGAGUAAGGGAGAGAGAGAGAGAGAGAGAGAUGGUGGGAUUGAUGGAGGGCUAGGGGGGAUGGAGAGUGGAGACCAGAGGGGCAUGUUAAGAUGCGGUGAGGGUGUGCAGGAUAAAGCGAUAAUGAAUCGGAUGAUGCUCAGAUUCCGGCCGAUUGCGCCGAAACCGGCCGUUGGAGGGUCCGUUUCAGGUGGGUCAGCGGUGGAUAGCAAGAACGUGUUUGUUACGAAAGGAAGAAGGAAGAGGAAGUACGUUAGGAUUCGGAAGAAUAGUGGGUAUAAGCGAAAGAAAAGGAUAGCUGAGGAGGAAACGAAAGAAAUGAUAGAAAAGAAGGAUGGGUUGGAGAAGAGGGUGGUGACUCUGCAACUUUUGCCUGAGAAAAGUGAACGAAAUGAGUCGCCGGAGAGUGGAUCUCGGUGUAACUUUGACCAUACGGUGCCAAGAAAGGAUAGCCAGGAAAAUGGGGACCGACCCAUCUGGUUGAACUUCGAUAAGGGUGUGUGCAAGGACAGGGAUCGGACGGUGGUGACGCGUCAGAUGGUUAUGGCAGUGGAGUCGUGGGUGACAGUGGUGAGCGUGACAGACAGAUGCAUGGCUGUGCCAGGGCUAGGGAGUACGGACGUGGAGAGGAUGAAGAAUCUGGAGCAUGACACGUGUCCAGGGUUCGUAUCGGACGGCUUGAACAGGGUGUUCUGGGUGAACGGGGCUUUUAAGAGGAUGGUGAGCCAGCAAAAUGACGGCCAGUCACAGGAGCUAAUAACGGUGUGGUUGGUGGCAAAAGAGAAGUUGCCGUACUCGUACGCGACCUUUACUUGCAAAGUAAAGCUGCAGUACACGUGGGGAAAGGAUAAGUCCUCGCAGAUAGUAGUGCCAUGUGAUGUGUGGAGGAUGGACGGUGGAGGAUUUGCAUGGAGGCUAGAUGUUGAAGCUGCCCUCAGUUUGGGACGUUGAUUUAGAUCGAAAACACAGAAAAGUGUGAAGCAACAAGUCAAGAUCCCAGUGUACAUGCAUGUUGUAGGUAGUGGAUCAAGCCUUGUUUCCUAUAGCAAGCAAGCAGUUGAUGAUUAAGACGGGGGACAAACCUCAAUAUAUAAAUUAUACCAACUAAAAGCAACUGAUCUGAGAUGCUAAAUUUGUAUGAACGAGAAGGCACAUGCCUUCCCAGAGCAAGCAGUACUGAUCAGUGGUCGGUCUUCCCAGUGGAGCGCGCGGUUCAGGAUUGAUUAACGCAUGGGAGACUGCAAAUCUUGUCACAAAACUGUUGACAAUAUGUAGCAGUACACAUGAUUGGUAUGUUGUGAAUGGUUUUGAUUCCUUCUUAUCUCUUUUUGGGAAUCAUUUGCAUGCGUUUGAAUGUAGGUCUGUAGGUCUGUACGUUUGCCUGUAGUGGGAUUGGAUCAUUGGCCUCCAUAACUUUUCCAUAUUGAAGUAGUGGGAAAUUAGGGAUGUGGAACAAAUAGUGGAUACUUAUUGAAUAGUUCAAAAUGCCCAAAGAGCUUUCACACGACCAGAAUCAGAAAAUUAGUAAGACCAUAAAUUACACUUUUAUCUAAUAAUUUUUUCAUUCCGUU